Tribolium castaneum (red flour beetle) is the source of this 15779-nucleotide messenger RNA. It is a transcript of the gene RyR, whose product is annotated as Ryanodine receptor. The coding region runs from base 157 to 15474 and encodes 5105 amino acids. Gene Ontology annotation, cellular component: smooth endoplasmic reticulum; sarcolemma; calcium channel complex. The record is from RefSeq and is a predicted model, not a curated record. NCBI's taxonomy places the organism in Eukaryota, Metazoa, Arthropoda, Insecta, Coleoptera, Tenebrionidae. The transcript has 59 exons. Gene Ontology annotation, molecular function: ryanodine-sensitive calcium-release channel activity; protein binding; calcium ion binding. Gene Ontology annotation, biological process: intracellular calcium ion homeostasis; release of sequestered calcium ion into cytosol by sarcoplasmic reticulum; striated muscle contraction.
UUUAUUUUGGCUCCAUGUCUAAAAAUAUUCUAAACACAGCUAUAGUUAAAUAUAGACAUUUUUCACAGUGCUACUUUACGAAAUUUUACUGCUGUGUGUGGAUCGUAUUCAUGUCGGAAAAUUAUCGGUAAAAAUAGGCAAAAGUAAGGCCCCAGAAUGGCGGAGGCCGAAGGGGGCUCCGAACAGGAUGAUGUUUCAUUCUUGCGAACGGAAGAUAUGGUGUGUCUCUCCUGCACCGCGACAGGGGAGCGUGUGUGCUUGGCUGCGGAGGGGUUCGGUAAUCGACACUGCUUUUUAGAAAAUAUUGCAGACAAGAAUAUACCUCCAGAUCUUUCGCAAUGUGUGUUCGUUAUAGAACAGGCAUUGUCUGUGCGUGCUUUACAAGAGUUGGUCACUGCAGCUGGCAAUGAAACUGGCCAGGAAAACCUAGGUAAAGGUACAGGAUCUGGACACCGCACCCUUUUGUAUGGUAAUGCCAUCCUUUUACGCCAUCAAAACAGUGAUAUGUACUUGGCUUGUUUGUCGACAAGUUCAAGUAACGAUAAACUUGCUUUUGAUGUCGGGUUGCAAGAACAUAGCCAAGGCGAAGCCUGCUGGUGGACGGUUCAUCCCGCCAGUAAACAGAGGUCUGAAGGUGAAAAGGUGCGUGUUGGAGACGAUUUGAUCUUGGUAUCAGUCGCUACAGAACGAUACUUGCACACGACGAAAGAAAACGAAAUUUCGAUCGUAAACGCCAGUUUCCACGUAACCCAUUGGUCUGUACAACCAUAUGGGACUGGAAUCUCGCGAAUGAAAUAUGUGGGGUAUGUUUUCGGCGGAGAUGUUCUCAGAUUUUUCCACGGAGGCGACGAGUGCCUGACCAUACCGUCCACAUGGAGCAUAGAUGCGAAUAUUGUAAUUUACGAAGGCGGGAGCGUAAUGUCGCAAGCCCGCUCUUUGUGGAGAUUAGAACUGGCGAGGACAAAAUGGGCCGGAGGUUUUAUAAAUUGGUCGCAUCCAAUGCGGAUAAGACAUAUUACAACUGGAAGAUAUCUUGCUGUUAAUGAAAAUAAUGAGUUGUAUCUGGUUAGUAGAGAAGAGGCAAAUACUGCGACCACAGCUUUCUGUCUUCGGCAAGAAAAGGACGAUCAGAAAGUUGUGCUUGAAGACAAGGAUUUGGAAGUUAUUGGGUCACCGAUUAUCAAGUAUGGUGACUCCACGGUUAUUGUACAACAUUCAGAAACUGGACUGUGGCUUUCGUACAAGUCGUACGAGACCAAGAAAAAAGGAGUGGGUAAAGUUGAAGAAAAACAGGCCAUACUCCACGAAGAAGGAAAAAUGGACGAUGGUUUAGACUUCAGUAGGAGUCAAGAAGAAGAAUCCAGAACUGCGAGAGUCAUUCGUAAAUGCAGUUCCCUAUUUACUCAAUUCAUAAAUGGACUUGAAACACUUCAAAUGAACCGUCGUCAUUCGGUAUUUUUCCUGGCAGUUAAUUUAAAUGAAAUGGUUAUGUGUCUCGAAGAUUUGAUCAAUUAUUUUGCUCAACCAGAGGAUGACAUGGAACAUGAGGAGAAGCAAAAUAGGUUUAGAGCUUUGCGAAACAGACAAGACCUGUUUCAGGAAGAAGGAAUUUUGAAUUUAAUUUUAGAAGCAAUAGACAAGAUAAAUGUGAUAACGUCGCAAGGCUUCUUAGCCGGACUUGCUGGCGACCAAAAUUGGGAAAUGAUUUCGGGUUAUUUGUACCAACUGCUCGCCGCUAUUAUCAAAGGCAAUCACACAAAUUGUGCUCAAUUUGCCAACUCUAACCGUUUGAAUUGGCUUUUUUCUCGAUUGGGUUCACAAGCUUCCAGUGAAGGGACUGGAAUGUUGGACGUGCUUCACUGUGUCCUUAUUGAUUCACCGGAAGCUUUAAAUAUGAUGAGGGACGAACACAUUAAAGUAAUAAUUUCUCUUCUGGAGAAACACGGAAGAGAUCCGAAAGUUUUGGACGUGCUUUGCUCACUUUGUGUCGGUAAUGGUGUAGCAGUGCGUAGCUCUCAAAACAAUAUCUGUGAUUAUCUUCUUCCUGGAAAAAAUUUACUUUUACAAACGCAGUUAGUAGAUCACGUAGCAAGCGUAAGACCAAAUAUUUUUGUGGGUAGAGUCGAUGGUAGCGCAAUUUAUCAAAAAUGGUAUUUUGAAGUUACUGUAGAUCAUAUAGAACAAACUACUCACAUGAUGCCUCACUUGAGGAUUGGCUGGGCCAACUCCAAAGGAUACGUUCCAUACCCUGGGGGUGGUGAAAAGUGGGGCGGCAAUGGUGUAGGAGAUGAUUUAUAUUCCUACGGUUUCGAUGGAGUUUAUCUCUGGUCAGGAGGACGCUCAACACAAGUUGUGACCACUUAUACUACUCCAUUUAUUAAGAAAAACGACGUGGUUGGCUGUGCCUUAGAUUUAACUGUUCCAAUAAUUACUUUUACAUUCAACGGUGUGCCAAUUAAAGGAAGUUUCCGAAACUUUAACUUGGAUGGAAUGUUUUUCCCUGUGAUUAGUUGCUCGUCCAAACUUAGUUGUCGAUUUCUAUUAGGUGGCGACCAUGGCCGCCUAAAAUACAUCCCUCCGGAGGAAUUUUCACCACUAGUUGAAAGCCUCCUCCCGCAACAAAUUCUAAACCUCGAACCGUGUUUCUAUUUCGGAAACAUGAACAAAAACGUUAUUGCCGGUCCUCUGACCGUUGAGGAUGACACCGCUUUUGUACCAAACCCUGUAGACACUUCCAUGGUUAGUUUAGCGAGUUACGUCGAGUCAAUUCGGGAUAAAUUGGCGGAAAACAUCCACGAAAUGUGGGCCAUGAACAAGAUCGAAGCCGGCUGGCAAUGGGGGGAGUACAGGGACGAUUUGAGGCAUAUCCAUCCCUGUUUGGUGCCUUUCGACAAGUUGCCCCCAGCCGAGAAGAAAUACGACUCUCAACUGGCGGUUCAAACACUAAAAACAAUCAUUGCGCUUGGAUACCACAUAACCAUGGACAAACCCCCCUCGCGCAUCAAAACAGUCCGUCUUCCAAACGAACCCUUCAUGCAAUCAAACGGCUACAAGCCGGCCCCUCUUGACCUAAGUGCCAUAACCCUGACCCCAAAACUGGAAGAACUCGUUGACCAAUUGGCCGAGAACACUCAUAAUCUCUGGGCCAAGGAAAGGAUCCAGCAAGGUUGGACCUACGGACUCAAUGAGGAUCCCGAUAUGUUCCGAAGUCCGCAUCUGGUGCCUUACAUCAAAGUUGACGAUGCGAUAAAGAAAGCCAAUAGGGAUACAGCGUCUGAGACAGUUCGGACUCUCUUGGUAUACGGAUAUAAUUUGGAUCCGCCAACUGGUGAACAACAUGAAGCUUUGCUGGCUGAGGCUAGUCGGUCGAGACAAGCCAUAUUUAGGACUUACAGGGCGGAGAAAAAUUAUGCGGUCAGCUCGGGGAAGUGGUAUUUUGAGUUUGAGAUUCUUACAGCGGGACCAAUGAGAGUUGGAUGGGCCAAGGCUGAUUGUGCGCCCGGAUGUAUGUUGGGGUCGGAUGAAAAUACGUGGGCCUUUGAUGGAUACAAUGAAGAAAAAGUGUAUAGCAAUUCAGCCGAAUCGUUCGGAAAACAGUGGCAAGUUGGGGACGUAGUUGGCGUAUUCCUUGACCUAAUCGAUCAUACAAUUAGUUUCUCAUUAAAUGGUGAAUUGUUAAUGGAUGCGUUGGGUGGCGAAACCACUUUCGCUGACGUACAAGGGGACAAUUUUGUCCCGGCUUUUACACUGGGUGUUGGUCAGAAAGCCCGUCUUUGUUUCGGCCAAGACGUAACGCAAUUAAAAUAUUUUACGAUGUGUGGGUUACAAGAAGGUUACGAGCCCUUCUGUGUUAACAUGAAACGUCCAGUCACUUAUUGGUACACCAAAGAUCAGCCAAUUUUUGAAAAUACUGACGACAUGCCCGACACUAAAAUCGACGUUACGAGGAUUCUGGCAGGUUCAGACAGUCCUCCGUGUCUUAAGAUCAGUCACAACACUUUCGAGACUAUGGAGAAGGCGAAUUGGGAGUUUUUGCGACUCAGUUUGCCCGUAAUUUGCCAUUCAACAUUUAUUUCUGAGGAUGAGAAAAUGAGGCGUUGGCAGGAAAUUAAAAUUAGACAGCAUAGACUCAAGGCUGAAGCCGAGUCGAAUAUUUCUCCUGCACAUAUUGAGCAAAUGAUGAUGAAGAGCGGAUUCUCGAUGAGUGACAUCAAAGGUUUACAUCGUAAUUACUCUGAAGAUGCCGUCGAAUCAGACGAAGUAAUGAAACAUCAUGGCAAGUCCACGAAAAGCAUGCCUGCAAGACCACCCAGAAAAGGCUCACUUUCCCGGAACGUCAACGGUUUUGAAGAUAACAUGUUGGGUGCAAACACUGGCAGAGGUGUUAAUCGCUCCACCAGCGAACUAAACCUCAACAGAUACCACGACAUGGCCCCAGCUAACCAGGAGAAACCUGACGAAAAGAAAAAACGCGGAAGGUCUCCGUUCAGAUUUUUCUCGCGAAAGAAAGCCGGGAAUUCCCCCGGAGGUGAGUCUGUUAAAGCAGACAAAUCCAAAACUCCAGACCGGGAAAGAGAAAGAAUGGGAACGAUCAAAGUGCCGACUCGUCAAGCUGGAGUGUCGCCGUCGAGGCUCACAAGGAGUCCAACAAUUAAACAAUCACAGAGCGAUCUAAUGCAAGUUCCGGCCGCUGCUUCAGGACAACAGAAACAGCUUUCGGUGCCUCAUACUUCUGAUGUUGAGGCGGUCGGUGAUGAAUUGUUUGAUGGAGAGUGCCUUAAACUUAUCAAUGAAUAUUUUUAUGGUGUUCGAAUUUUUCCUGGUCAGGAUCCCACUCACGUGUAUGUUGGGUGGGUCACAACACAGUACCAUCGACAUACCAAGGAUUUUAAUCAAAAUCAAGUCAGGAAAAGUUCUAUUGUUAUCCUCGAUGAUUAUGACAGAGUUGUGGACUGCGUUGACAGACAAUCAUGCUACAUGGUACGCGCUGACGAGUUGUACAACCAAGUAACUCAAGACGCUUCCGGCAAAGGAGCAUCUCAAGGCAUGUUCAUUGGUUGUUUCCUCGACGCUGCUACCGGUGUUAUCACCUUCACCUGCGAAGGCAAACCAACUUCUCACGUAUUCAGGAUGGAGCCUGAAACCAAACUCUUCCCUGCAAUUUUCGUCGAAGCCACAAGCAAAGAAAUCCUCCAAAUUGAACUAGGUCGAACACCUACAAGCCUACCACUCUCGGCUGCUGUUCUGCAAAACAGUGCCAAACACGUAAUCCCCCAGUUCCCUCCAAGACUGAAAGUGCAAUGUCUUAAACCACACCAAUGGGCUCGAGUGCCUAACCAGAGCUUGCAAGUCCAUGCAUUGAAAUUAUCCGACAUAAGAGGUUGGUCGAUGCUGUGUGAGGACGCAAUUUCAAUGCUAGCUCUCCACAUUCCGGAGGAAGAUCGCUGUAUUGAUGUAUUGGAAUUGAUCGAAAUGGACAAAUUGUUGAGUUUCCACGCACACACUUUGACUCUUUAUGCCGCCUUGUGUUACCAAAGCAAUUACAAAGCGGCUCAUGUGCUUUGCAAACACGUCAACCAGAGACAGCUUUUGUAUGCCAUCAAGGCGGAGUAUAUGAGUGGGCCUUUGAGGCAGGGAUUUUACGAUUUACUUAUCGCCGUUCAUAUCGAAUCGGCUGCAACUACGAUGGAGGUUUGUCAGAAUGAGUAUGUUAUUCCACUGAGUCAAGAAUUGAAGGAAAUGUAUGAGGAUCCAGAGAUGCGGCAUAGUUUGAGAGCUUUGAUGAUGGAGUCGGUGCAGCCGCAAAUGAAAAUGUCUGACAUAACUGACACCGUGGAAAACAUCAAAAAUUUAUACUCACCUUACUUCCCCUUGGACAUUGUCCGCGACUACGUGAUGACAGCGUUAGCCGAAGCCGUUGAAACCAAUCAAGUGCACAAUCGUGACCCGAUUGGAGGCUCAAACGAAAACCUAUUUCUACCUUUACUUAAACUAGUAGACCGCCUGUUGUUAGUCGGCAUGUUACGCGAUGAAGACAUUGCCAAACUGCUGAUAAUGAUUUGUCCCGAAACUUGGGACCCUUCAUUCGUCAAAGACGGAAAAGACGAGCACCGCAAAGGCCUCCUCUCGAUGAAAAUGGCCGAAGGAGCGAAGCUCCAAAUGUGUUACUUGCUCCAGCAUUUGUGCGACAUUCAAUUGAGGCACAGAGUGGAGUCCAUCAUUGCCUUCAGUCACGAUUUCGUCGGUGAUUUACAAUCGGAUCAGUUGCGACGUUACAUUGAAAUCAAACAAUCAGACCUUCCUUCUGCUGUCGCAGCCAAGAAAACGCGUGAGUUCCGGUGUCCACCACGCGAGCAAAUGAACGCGAUUUUAUCGUUCAAAAACUUGGAGGAGGAAGAUAAGGAAAACUGUCCGCUUGGUGAAGAACUCUGUGAGAAACUUAACGAUUUUCACGGCUUAUUGAUGAGCCACGUGUCGCUACAAGCCCUACAAGCGCCAGAAGAAGAGGAAGGCAAUGACGUGCAAAAACCUGGGCCUUUCAAACGCCUGUACAAUUUCAUAAACGCCGUCAAGGAACUGGAAGAGGAACCGAAAGAAGAACCGGAACCCGAGAAGAAAACUCCGGAGGAAAUCUUCCGGAAGGUUCUGAUUUCAACAAUUGUGCAAUGGGCUGAAGAAGCCCAGAUCGAAACACCGAAACUAGUCCAAGAAAUGUUCAGUCUGCUCGUGCGACAGUACGACUCCGUUGGUGAAUUAAUCCGAGCCCUGCAGAAAACUUACGUGAUCAACGCAAAAACCAAACAAGAUGUUGCCGAAAUGUGGGUCGGUUUGAGCAAAAUCAGGGCGCUUUUGCCCGUGCAAAUGUCCCAAGAGGAGGAGGAGCUGAUGAGGGAGCGUUUGUGGAAACUGGUCAACAACCACACGUUCUUCCAGCACCCGGAUUUAAUCCGGGUUUUGCGAAUUCACGAAAACGUCAUGGCUGUUAUGAUUAACACGCUUGGUCGCCGGUCGCAGGCUCAGUCCGACGCACAAGCACAAGCUCAAGCCGCCGAAGGCGAUACUACUGUUAAGGAGAAAGACACUUCGCAUGAAAUGGUGGUGGCUUGCUGUCGCUUUUUGUGUUAUUUCUGCCGGACUGGGCGUCAAAAUCAAAAAGCUAUGUUCGAGCAUUUUGACUUCUUGUUGGAGAAUAGUAAUAUUUUGUUGGCGAGGCCUAGUUUAAGAGGGUCGACUCCGUUAGAUGUGGCGUAUUCGUCGCUGAUGGAAAAUACGGAGUUGGCGUUGGCUUUGCGUGAACAUUAUUUGGAGAAGAUCGCGAUUUAUUUGUCAAGGUGUGGUUUGCAGUCGAAUUCUGAACUUGUGGAAAAGGGGUAUCCUGAUUUGGGGUGGGAUCCGGUGGAAGGGGAACGCUAUCUUGAUUUCCUCAGGUUCUGUGUUUGGGUUAAUGGUGAAAGUGUUGAGGAGAAUGCAAAUUUAGUUAUUAGGUUGCUUAUCAGGAGGCCUGAAUGUUUAGGGCCGGCUUUAAGAGGCGAAGGCGAGGGCUUGCUGCGUGCUAUCGUAGAUGCGAACAAAAUGUCUGAACGUAUUUCCGACAGACGAAAAAUGAUGGACGAAGCUGAAGGCACCGUAAACGUCGCUCCUUUCACUCACCCUCUUCCAGAAAGCGACGACGACGAAGACUACAUAGACACGGGAGCCGCCAUCCUGAACUUCUACUGCACUUUAGUAGACCUUUUAGGACGAUGUGCCCCCGAUGCAACAGUUAUAGAACUUGGCAAAAACGAAUCACUUCGUGCCCGUGCCAUUCUCAGAUCUCUAGUUCCACUCGAAGACCUUCAAGGCGUCCUAAGUCUCAGAUUUACUCUUCAAAACCCAGCGGCUGGCGAAGAGCGACCCAAAUCUGAUAUGCCAUCAGGUCUAAUCCCUGGCCAUAAACAAUCCGUUGUACUUUUCUUAGAAAGAGUUUACGGAAUUGAAACUCAAGAACUCUUCUUCAGAUUGUUGGAGGAAGCGUUUCUGCCUGAUUUGAGAUGCGCUACUAUGCUAGACAGGAACGACGGCAGCGAGUCCGACAUGGCAUUAAGCAUGAACCGCUACAUCGGCAACUCGAUUUUACCACUCCUCAUCCAACACAGCAAAUUCUACAGCGAAGCUGAAAACUAUGCCUCUCUCCUUGACGCUACUUUACACACAGUCUACCGACUGUCCAAGAACCGUAUGCUCACCAAAGGCCAACGAGAAGCCGUUUCUGAUUUCUUGGUAGCCUUAACAAGUGCUCUCCAACCCUCAAUGUUGCUAAAACUUCUCCGCAAACUCACAGUUGACGUUUCAAACUUAUCGGAAUAUACAACAGUUGCUUUGCGACUUUUGACGCUACACUACGACCGGUGUGCCAAAUAUUACGGUUCCAGCACCGGCCAAGGCCUCUAUGGAGCCGCUAGUGAUGAAGAGAAGCGGCUGACAAUGAUGCUGUUCUCUAACAUUUUCGAUUCUUUGAGUAAAAUGGAUUACGACCCGGAAUUGUUCGGAAAAGCGUUGCCGUGCUUGAGUGCGAUUGGAUGUGCUCUUCCACCUGAUUAUUCCUUGUCGAAGAACUAUGACGAUGAGUGGUAUGCGAAUAAAUCGGCAAAGACUGGUCCUGAUGGUCCCUAUAAUCCACAACCUAUCAAUACAUCAUCAGUGGCUCUUAAUAAUGACUUAAAUAGUAUCGUGCAACAAUUUUCGGAACAUUAUCAUGAUGCUUGGGCUUCGAGGAAGUUGGAAAAUGGGUGGCAAUAUGGAGAGACUUGGUCUGACAGUAACAAGACACAUCCGAGGCUAAAACCCUACUCCAUGCUGAAUGAUUACGAGAAGGAACGGUACAAAGAACCUGUUCGUGAGUCUUUGAAAGCCUUAUUGGCCAUUGGUUGGUCGGUCGAGCACUCAGAAGUGGAUCAUCCUUCAACCAAUCGCAACUCAGUCCACCACCAAUCAGGCGAAGGUUCAUCCCCCUUUAAUUACAACCCUCACCCAGUCGACAUGACCAACUUAACACUGUCAAGAGAGAUGCAAAACAUGGCCGAACGUCUUGCCGAAAACGCUCAUGACAUUUGGGCCAAAAAGAAGAAAGAAGAGUUGAACACUUGUGGUGGUGGCAUCCAUCCACAACUAGUCCCUUACGAUCUUUUGACCGAUAAAGAAAAACGCAAAGAUAGAGAGCGUUCGCAAGAGUUUCUCAAGUAUUUGCAAUACCAAGGAUAUAAAUUACACAAGCCCAUACGUGGUGGUCAAGGCGAAACGGAGCAAACAACAGCCGGAGCUUCAAUCGAGUUACGUUUCGCUUACAGUUUAUUAGAAAAACUGAUCCAAUACGCAGACAGAGCUACGAUUAACAUGAAACUAUUGAAGCCUUCAUCCACCUUCAGUCGCAGACCUUCGUACAAAACCUCAUCACGCGAUAUCAAAUUCUUCUCGAAGGUCGUCCUCCCUCUGAUGGAGAAAUAUUUCUCCACUCAUCGCAACUACUUCAUUGCUAUUGCUACAGCUACGAAUAAUGUCGGAGCUGCUAGUUUGAAGGAGAAGGAAAUGGUGGCUUCCCUGUUUUGCAAAUUGGCGAGUUUGCUACGUUCCAAACUUACUGCUUUUGGGGCAGAUGUCAGGAUUACGGUGAGGUGUCUGCAAGUUUUGGUUAAAGGGAUUGAUGCAAAAUCGCUGGUGAAAAACUGUCCCGAGUUUAUUCGCACGUCGAUGUUGACGUUCUUUAAUAAUACUGCCGAUGAUUUGGGGCAUACGAUUAUUAAUCUGCAAGAAGGGAAGUACAGCCAUUUGCGCGGGACGCAUUUGAAGACUUCGACGUCUUUGUUUUAUGUCAAUACGGUCAUAAUUCCCAUUUUGACGGCUAUGUUCGAUCAUCUUGCUAAUUGUGAAUAUGGAAGUGAUCUGCUACUCGAUGAAAUUCAAGUUGCCUCGUAUAAAAUUUUGCAAGCUUUGUAUACUCUGGGCACUGACACGACCCUUACCCACGACAGAAAGUAUCUUAAAACUGAAAUCGAAAAAUACAAACCGGCUUUAGGUUCCUGUUUAGGCGCCUUCAGCUCAACUUUCCCAGUUGCGUUCCUAGAGCCUCAUCUCAAUAAAAACAACCAAUUUUCUCUCUUAAACCGCAUUGCAGAUCACUCAUUAGAAGCCCAAGACAUUAUGGCAAAAAUGGAGGGCUCAAUGCCCACACUUGAGACAAUUUUAUCAGAAGUGGACCAAUUUGUCGAAAGUGAAAAGACAUAUUCUGACGCUCCUCAUAUUAUAGAUGUUAUAAUGCCUAUGUUGUGUUCAUAUUUGCCUUUUUGGUGGUCUCAAGGACCUGAUAAUGUCAGUCCAACUGGAGGUACCCACGUGUCGAUGGUAACAGCGGAACAUAUGAAUCAUUUAUUGAAGAAUGUUUUAAAAUUGAUAAAGAAAAACAUCGGUAAUGAAACAGCUCCCUGGAUGACACGCAUAGCUGCAUACACCCAACAAAUUAUCAUUAACAGCAGUGAAGAACUGCUUAGGGAUCCAUUUUUGCCCUUAGCUGAACGUGUGAAGAAGCGAACUGAAACAAUGUUCCACAAAGAAGAAAGUUUGAGAGGUUUUAUUAAGAGCUCUUCAGAUGACACCUCACAAAUUGAAACGCAAAUUCAGGAAGACUGGCACCUUCUAGUUAGGGAUAUUUAUGCCUUCUAUCCGCUUCUAAUCAAGUACGUUGAUUUGCAAAGAAAUCAUUGGUUGAGGCAUAACAUUGCCGAAGCUGAAGAUUUGUACAAUCAUGUGGCCGAUAUUUUCAACAUUUGGUCGAAGUCACAAUAUUUCCUGCGAGAGGAACAGAACUUUAUCUCUGCGAAUGAGAUUGAUAACAUGGUUUUGAUAAUGCCCACAGCUACAAGAAGGCCGGUUGUAACUGACGGUACUCAACAGACAGGUGGCAAGAAAAAGAAGAAGCAUCGUGACAAGAAGCGUGAUAAAGACAAGGAAAUCCAAGCUUCCUUAAUGGUGGCUUGCUUGAAACGUUUAUUGCCAGUAGGUCUUAACUUAUUUGCUGGGCGAGAGCAGGAAUUGGUCCAACAUUGCAAAGACCGUUUCUUGAAGAAAGCACCAGAAUACGACAUCAUCGAGUUCGCUAAAACCCAGCUUACUUUGCCUGAUAAAAUUGACCCAGCUGACGAAAUGUCUUGGCAACAUUAUUUGUACAGCCAACUGGGAAGCAAAAAGAGCGCAGCUGUAGGAAUGGUCGACAAUAACGGCAAAAAUUUGCUAGAAGAGACAGUUGAUAGAAUUGUCGCCAUGAGUAAAGUACUCUAUGGGUUACAUAUGGCUUGUAGACCGAAAACUAACAGAAAUAAUUGGAAAAAAAUCCUGGGGGCUGCGAGGAAAAGGGCCGCUCUUGCGUGUCUCAGGUGCCGCCCUUUGUACAAGCACAGCAGACAUCGGGCCAUAAAUAUCUUCAUCCGUUCCUACUACGAGCUGUGGCUGCAAGACGAAAAUGUGGGUCAGGAAGUUAUGAUUGAAGAUCUUACUCAAAGUUUCGAAGACUCGGAACUUAAGAAGAAAGACGGUGAAGAGGAAGAAAGCAAACCGGAUCCUCUUACCCAACUUGUGACGACUUUCUGUAGAGGAGCUAUGACUGAGCGUUCGGGGGCGUUACAGGAGGAUCCGUUGUAUAUGUCUUAUGCCGAAAUUAUUGCUAAGUCAUGUGGUGAGGAAGAAGAAGAAGGGGAAGAAGAGGAAAGUGGUGAAGGUGAAGAAGGAGGAGCAUCUAUUCAUAGGACAAUGAAUAAGCUAAUGGAGCAAGAAAUGGAAAAGCAGAAGUUGCUUUUCAACCAAGCAAGACUGGCCAAACGAGGCGUAGCAGAAAUGGUCCUUCUGCACAUAUCAGCAUGCAAAGGCGUCCCCUCAGAAAUGGUAAUGAAAACACUCGAACUGGGCAUUUCUAUCCUCCGUGGUGGUAACUUCGACAUCCAAAUGGGAAUGUUAAACCAUUUGAAAGAGAAAAAAGACGUUGGAUUCUUCACCAGCAUUGCUGGACUAAUGAACAGUUGUAGUGUUUUGGACCUGGACGCGUUUGAAAGAAACACAAAAGCGGAAGGUCUUGGCGUCGGAUCAGAAGGUGCUGCUGGUGAAAAGAACAUGCACGAUGCGGAAUUUACAUGUGCGUUAUUCAGGUUUAUCCAACUGACUUGUGAAGGCCACAAUUUAGAAUGGCAAAAUUAUUUGCGUACUCAAGCUGGUAAUACCACAACCGUAAAUGUGGUUAUUUGCACAGUAGAUUAUCUGCUACGUCUACAGGAAUCAAUAAUGGAUUUUUACUGGCAUUAUUCCAGCAAGGAUUUGAUUGAUCCUGCCGGUAAAGCAAACUUUUUUAAAGCUAUCGGUGUUGCUAGUCAAGUUUUCAACACCCUGACUGAGGUGAUUCAAGGGCCUUGUACCCUCAACCAACAGGCAUUGGCUCAUUCCAGAUUGUGGGACGCUGUUGGAGGUUUCCUUUUCCUCUUCUCUCACAUGCAAGACAAACUGUCAAAACACUCGAGUCAAGUCGAUUUGUUGAAAGAAUUAUUAAACUUGCAAAAAGACAUGAUUACCAUGAUGUUGUCUAUGCUUGAAGGUAACGUUGUUAAUGGUACCAUUGGUAAGCAGAUGGUGGACACCUUGGUUGAAAGUGCAUCAAACGUCGAACUAAUCCUUAAAUAUUUCGACAUGUUUUUGAAAUUGAAAGAUUUGACUUCAUCACCUAGCUUCCAAGAAAUUGAUAUUAAUAAUGACGGUUGGGUGUCUCCCAAAGACUUUAAGGAGAAGAUGGAGCAACAAAAAAGCUACACAUCUGAAGAAAUCGACUUCUUGCUGGCGUGUUGUGAAGUUAACCAUGAUGGUAAAGUGGACUAUAUAGGUUUCAUCGACCGGUUCCACGAACCAGCCAAAGAAAUUGGUUUUAAUUUAGCUGUUUUGCUAACAAAUCUGUCGGAACAUAUGCCGAAUGAACCGAGAUUGGCCAGGUUUUUGGAAACUGCCGGCUCUGUGUUGAAUUACUUUGAACCGUUUUUGGGCCGUAUUGAGAUUUUGGGAGGCAGCAAACGAAUUGAAAGGGUGUACUUUGAGAUUAAGGAAUCCAACAUUGAACAGUGGGAAAAACCACAAAUUAAGGAAUCAAAACGAGCCUUCUUCUACUCCAUCGUCACGGAAGGUGGCGACAAGGAGAAACUCGAAGCCUUUAUCAACUUCUGUGAAGAUGCGAUUUUUGAAAUGCAACACGCUAGUGGUCUAAUGGCAGUGGAAGAAUCAGGUGGUGGUGGCCCAACUCGUGCCGCCAGCUACAGUUACAUGAACGUCGAUGACGAAGACCGUGGCAAAGAUCCAAUUCGUCGAGGCUACCAAUCCAUAAAAGAAGGCAUCGCUUACGGACUUUCAUCCCUUAGUCCUUCAAACAUCAAACACAAAUUUGCCGAAAUGCAGCAAAUGACCAUUCCGGAACUGUUUAUCGGUUUCUUCAGAAUGAUCAUUUAUGCGUUUUACUAUUCCGGCUUUGGAGUAGCGAUUAUUUUCAAAUAUAUUUUCGGCGUGUUGUUGUCUUUGAUGAGGGGUCCGAUUGAAGAACCGGCUGUUCUAGAAAUAAAGGAAGAAGAGGAAAAGGUUGGGUUAUCGAGAGUGUUACCGGCGUUACCAUCUUCGGAGGAACAAAACACGCAAAUGCAAGCAUUUGGAUUGGAUAUAACGAAAGAGGAUAACGGACAAUACAAAAUGGCAGCACACGAAUCACCAACCACAAGUCAACCGUCAUCAGCAGAAGGUGAGGGAGAAACGACACCGGAAGAAGAUGGCGAACAUCCGGAAACGGAAACCAUGGAAGCGCCACUGUCACUAUCUGAUCUUUUAGGUGGAGAACAGGCUAAACGAGCAGCUCAAGAAAAAGUCGAAGCUCAAGCGGCUCAACAAGCGGUAAUGCAAGCAAUUGAGUCCGAAUCCAAACAACCUGUUGUUACUGAACCUUCUGCCGUUUCACAAAUCAAUUUUGGUGCUUACAGUCAUCGUGCAGUGUCAUUUUUGGCCAGGAAUUUCUACAACUUAAAAUAUGUGGCUUUGGUACUGGCGUUCUGUAUCAACUUCAUGCUCCUCUUCUAUAGGGUUUCGACUCUUGGUGAUGAUGCGGAAGGUAGCGGAAGCAAGGGCAUUCCAGACAUCCUCGAAGGCUCUGCUGAAGGAAGCGGUGCUGGUUCUGGAGAAUCAGGAGAAGAUGACGAUCCUCCCGAAUUGGUACAUGUCGACGAAGAUUUCUACUAUAUGGCACACGUGAUGCGAUUAGCUGCGAUUUUACAUUCUGUUGUAUCUCUAGCAAUGCUAAUAGCGUACUACAAUCUAAAAGUGCCUCUAGCUAUAUUUAAACGGGAAAAGGAAAUUGCACGUCGGCUUGAAUUUGAAGGUUUAUACAUCGCAGAACAGCCUGAAGAUGACGAUCUUAAAUCGCAUUGGGAUAAAUUAGUAAUUUCGGCAAAAUCAUUCCCGGUGAAUUAUUGGGACAAGUUUAUUAAAAAGAAAGUACGGCAAAAGUAUAGUGAAACGUAUGAUUUUGAUUCCAUCAGUAAUUUGCUCGGUAUGGAGAAAACAUCCUUCCAACAGCAAGAAUCUGAUGAAGGAAGGAGUUUCAUAUACUUUAUCAUCAAUAUUGACUGGCGUUACCAAAUCUGGAAAUCUGGAGUUACCAUCACCGACAACUCCUUUUUGUACUCUUUGUGGUACUUCAUUUUUUCGAUUUUGGGCAACUUCAAUAACUUCUUCUUUGCGGCCCAUUUAUUGGAUGUCGCUGUCGGUUUCAAAACUUUACGCACUAUUUUGCAAUCAGUAACACACAACGGAAAACAACUUGUCUUGACUGUAAUGCUACUCACAAUCGUGGUAUACAUCUACACGGUGAUUGCGUUUAACUUCUUCAGAAAGUUCUACGUGCAAGAGGAGGAUGAAGAAGUCGACAAGAAAUGUCACGACAUGUUAACAUGUUUCGUAUUCCAUCUGUACAAAGGAGUGAGAGCUGGUGGUGGUAUCGGUGAUGAAAUCGAGCCACCAGAUGGCGACGACUACGAAGUCUAUCGUAUUAUGUUUGAUAUCACUUUCUUCUUCUUUGUCAUCGUUAUUCUUCUGGCUAUCAUUCAAGGUUUGAUCAUUGAUGCUUUCGGUGAGCUUCGUGAUCAGUUAGAAAGUGUGAAAGAGGACAUGGAGUCCAACUGCUUCAUAUGUGGGAUGGGCAAAGAAUACUUCGAUAAAGUACCUCACGGAUUCGACACCCACGUCCAACAAGAGCACAACUUAGCAAAUUACAUGUUCUUCCUUAUGCAUCUAAUCAACAAACCGGACACGGAGUACACCGGCCAAGAGACCUACGUGUGGAACAUGUACCAGCAAAGAUGUUGGGACUUUUUCCCUGUCGGUGAUUGCUUCCGUAAGCAAUACGAAGAAGAAUUGGGAGGUGGAGGCGGUUAACACUUCCUAUUCACUUUCAGUGCUCAAUUUUUUUAUCAACUCUCAAACGCAUUACUAUUUUUAUCGAUAAGUAGAUACCACACACAGCAGAUCGAUGAAAUAUGUAAUUUAAGUCGUGAUUUUUUGUUGAUUUUUGCAUGUUGUAAUAUACGCUUUUCAGUCGAUUUGUUUUCAACAACAGUACAAAAUUGUCCAAAUUUUGCCUUACAGUUCUAAUUAUUGAUAUUGAUAAUAUAAUUAAUAUUUAAAAGUAUAUUGUGAGAUGUAUUUGCGGAGUUUUGGUCUAAUAAAGUAUUUAUUGUUAA